AUGGCUGGACAACGAGCUGCGCGCCUGCAGGUUGGCUCAGCGCCAUGGAUAGCAGAAGAGCGCUCGUCGGCUCAAAAUAUUGCCCAGGACGAGAUUGAAGAGUUCACGUUCAGCGCGCGGAACGACUUCGAGUGGUUGAACGAGCACAUGGCGGACAUAUUCAGCGAAAAUCAAAUUCAUGUUGCAGAAAUAUUCAAGACGCCUGGCAAGCUACGCGGCAAGACACCGCGAACUGCCCGGAAAGCCAACCCUACCGGACCGCGCGUGCCAUUGGCCGACAUAUUCAGCGCCACCCCGAAAGGAGCGCCUAACCCAUUCGCGAGCUCUUCUAUCGUAGACCGCACCCCAGCACCAAGGGUCAAGAUUGCCACAGAUCCGAUUCCACAACCAAGUCCUGCAAAAGUACAGAAUGUUGCACCUUCAAAUUACGUGUCUAUGGUGGACUCCGGAUAUCACGGAAGCCAGGAGCUUAUGGAUGUGGACGAAGGGGAGAUGGAUUUUGAAGAACCAACGCAGCUCGCAAGCCCAAGAGGAAACCACGAACAUGUCGCUUUCCAGGUGUCUUCCCCAGUGCGCGAAAUCCAGGAAACACCUGCGCGCGGCUCACCAGAACCCACGGCGACUAUCGAUACUGUACGUGCCGAGCUCGACACGCAGUACUUUACCGCCAACAUUGACAAGAUUCCGUCACCAAAGAGCCACCCGGGCCAUCACGAGAGCACCACUCCAGCGGGCUCUCCGAUUCAGCAUGAAGUUGAGGACUCACCUCAAGAAAGCUCUCCUGUGAAAUCAUCACCAGUCAAACUAUCCUCGAUUCAGCCACCACAGGUCGAAGUAAAGCCAAUUCAAGAGACCGAGGUCCUGGAGACUGCGGACGAGGAGGCAUCUCAAUCCGCCUCUGAUGGAUCGAGUCCCAUCAGACCUGUUGUUCGAAAGAGCAGCUUGAACUUUGCCUCACUACCGGCUCGUGAGCCUAUGACUCACAAGAGCAUCGGAAACCGUAUCUCGAGAACUAGCCACAUUGACAAACGGAAUAGCUAUUAUAACAGAACCACUGGCGGAAAGAGUCUCGGUAACAUCAGACCUGAAGUAUCCGACGAUGAGAAUGAUGAUAUGGAUAUUGAUGACGAUGACGAUGAAGACGACAUCGAUAUCGUUUCUCAGGCUCCGAGGGCUCCGGCGCAGGUGGAAGAGGCAGCCACAGCUACCGAGCACAACAAAACAUACACACAACGGCUACAGGAUCAGAUCAGCAAGCUUGGUCAAUCCCAACCGGCACCACCACGUCUAUCCAAGUCGAUCGCCAAUUCUGUGCUGCCGGCAGCCUCCGUGGCUCCUAUGGCUCCUUCAGCUGCUCCGGGCGUUAUUACAGCUCCUCAGUCGCCAGAAAAACCGAAGCUGUCAUCUCCCAAGACACAAGCAACACCGGGGGCAUUCCCCGAGGAUGACGACGACGAUGACUGGAUCGAGCCUCUAGGCACCCCGGAUAAUGCAUCCAACAUGUUCAGUCCACGACCCGCACUGCCAAAGAGCCAUACCGCUGAUGUAAUGGAAGGCGUGUCUGGCAAGACUACAGUCAGUGGCAGUGAAUUCACCAUGCCGAAGACGCGCCAGCACGAAAUCCGUCCCAAGUCUCCCGAAAAGCCUGUCGUUCCCUCGAAAACGACGAGUGCUUUGGGUCAUCACAAGUCAGCCUCCGUCCCGUCGAUCCCAAUCAUGACCCAGGAUGAAGACGAAAUGUUGGCAUUGAAGCAGACAAUGUCCGUUUCUAACCCAUCACUUGCACCUGUGGCAGAGGAUGACGACUUUGAUUUCGAUGCGCCUCCAAAGUCGCCCUCUCGGACUCUGAGGGAAAGCCCCUUGAAGCAAGUUAAGAACAAGCUUUCGUCGAUUUUAAAAACCUCAAAAGGACUGCUUGCAAGUAGUGCUGCGAUCAGCGCCGAGGGCAAAUCUCUUCUCUCACCAUCCAGCAUUCGCUUGGGCUUGCAUGCCGCUCCUUCGACAUCCUCUCUUGAGCAGACAUCUUCACACACCUCCCAGCCUCUUUACCCCGAUCUUUCUCAAAAGAUAUUUGAUGUGCAGUCUCAGAUCCGGCCCCCUAGCCCUGUACGUCUCGAAGGCCGCAGGACCCGGGCCUCGAUUGAGCGCGAAAAGGCGGAAGAGAAGCGCAAGGAGAAGGAAGCCAAGGAAGCGAAACGGGUAGCUGAACAAAUGGAGAAGCUUGAGAAGGCCCGCGAACAGGAACGGGAAAAGGCUCGCGUUUUCAGCAAGGAACAGGAGCGCAUUGCCGCCAUGGAAAAGCAGGCUGCCGAGCUUGCUCAGAAGAAACAGAGACCGGUUGAAACGCCAGUCCCUCCUCCGGUGCUUCCAAUUUCUAAGCCGACACGCACAAGUCCUCGUCGAAAGCCAGUUAAUGGCACAGAAACAGAAGAGCGAUCUGCAGCAGAUACGAAGGCAGAUGCCGAUGUUGAUAUGACUGAAGCACCAUCUUCCAUGCCUCCUCCAUCAGUGCCACGACCGGCAUCAGCAGCAAAGGGUCGGGAGAUCAAGCGACCAAUGAAGCCGACAAAGGAGCCUAUGAGCAAAGCGAAGCAGGCGCCCACAGUGAUUCGUGUGAAUAUGGGAUCCCAGCACUCUCAGUAUCAGCCUUCAAACAGCACGCUUUCUUCUGGCCUGCACGAAACACUGGGAGUGACGAGCCAGCAAGCGCAGCCCAAGAGCAAGGCCAGUCAAGCGACCAUGCAAAGGCCUACUCCUCAGAGCCUCAAGAGCUCACAGUCCUCAAGCAGCCGGCCCAAGGCGCUUGAGAUGGCAGCACGGAGGAAGGAGCAAGAGGAGCGGGAGGCGCAACGUAAGCGCGACGCCAAGGCAGAGAUGGAGCGCAAGAGAGACGAGGAGCGGCUUCAGGAGCAGCAGCGCAAACUCGAGGCCGAUAAGCAAAAGGAAGAGGAGCGCAGACAAGCUGCAGCCGCCCGUGAGGAAGCGAAGAAGAAGGCUAUCUUGGAAAAGGCAAAGCAAACGCGAGCGCCGCCGCCGGCAGCGCGAUCUAUCAACGGCCAACCUGAUUAUAAAGGAAGUUCCCAGAGCAGCCAGCCGAGUCGCCCUGCUUCUCGCUUGGGUUCAUUGGCGCCCAAAUCUCAAGAGGACUUUGGACGCCCCGUGAAUGCACCCAAAUCCACAAUUAAGCGCCCGCUGCAACAAGACGGCAAGGAGAGCAAGAGAAUGCGCAUGACGGAGGAGUUUGAAGAUGACAUGGAAACGGGGGGCCAGCCCAGCCUCAAGGGCGCCCCGGUCCGCCCAUCUGGUGGCUUUAAGAAGGUUGCCGCCGGGUCUAUGCUUUCGCAGGCCCAAAAGCCAGUCAAACCUCAAGAUCCGGCAACCAAGAACAUGUUCCCGAGCGGAUAUGCGAACGCGCCUCCGAGCGCUACCAAGAACCUAUUCAAGUCGACGUUGACGAGCCAGCACAACACGUUAUCAAAGCCUGGGCACCCUAUGGACACGGCCCAAUUCGCAAAGGGUGCAAUUCCCUUUGCCCCCAACCCAGCCGGGCCUGCUCACAAGACGCCUGCUCGACCUGUUGGCGGUCCAAGCGCUAAAUCUGCGGCCAAGUCGGCAGCACGCUCAUCACCCCGCUUCCAGAACGGCGAACAGAUUGAGCUUCCAGAGAUUAACACAGAUGAUGAGGACGAAUACUCUGAUGAUGAGCAGAAGCAAAUGUUUGCUUCAUGGACUGACUCGCCUGCUCUCCGACGCGCCUUGAUGGAUCAAGAGACCUUGGAUCCCAUGCGAGUAUUUGGAGCUCCAGCACCACUCAACAUGGAAGAGGUUUUCAGCAAGAGCAAAGAUCGAUGGCACAAGUUCCGAGCCCGAACCUCUAGUGCAAACUGGAGCGGUACAGAUAGGCUGACAGAGGAUGACAUUCGGAAGGAUCUUGCAGCUCGAGACAAGCUAAGACGUGAAGGUGGUUGGUCGUAUGACAUGAGCCGAGAUAUGCUGUAG
Pestalotiopsis fici W106-1 is the source of this 3999-nucleotide messenger RNA. RefSeq lists its product as uncharacterized. The transcript has 3 exons. NCBI's taxonomy places the organism in Eukaryota, Fungi, Ascomycota, Sordariomycetes, Amphisphaeriales, Sporocadaceae. Bases 1 to 3999 code for a protein of 1332 amino acids. The record is from RefSeq and is a predicted model, not a curated record.